AUGAAAAAUUUAUUAUCUGAUUUUAAACUUUUGAAAAUUAACCAUGGUGCUGUUAAAAGGCUUUUCAAAGAAUUAAUAUAUUAUGAAAAGGAAGAAGAAGAAUUAAAAAGUAAAGUAAAUAAACUCAAGGAUGAAAAUAAACACGAAGGUGAGAUAAAAAAAGCAGAAGAAAUUUUACAAGAAACGAUAAGAGUAUUACCACAUAUAAAUACUUCCUUACAUAAAACUUUAAAGAAAUUAUGCAAUAUAAUUUAUGAAAAUUUUGAGGAUAUAUUAGAAAUUAAUGGUAAAAAAAUUGAAUUUUCUAAUAAAUACUCUGAAGAGGAAUUAAAGCAAAAUUUUGCUACAUUAUAUGAAGAAUUCUACCAAGAAAUAAAUGACAUUAAUCAAACAUUAGAAAACGUAUUUCUUCAUAUUAAAGAUGCUGAGAUUCCUACAUGUAAUCGAAUAGAUAAUAAUUCUUUAUUAUUACCAAAAGAAGAAUAUGUAGAUAUAUAA
Molecule: messenger RNA, 498 nt
Organism: Plasmodium gallinaceum
Lineage: Eukaryota; Apicomplexa; Aconoidasida; Haemosporida; Plasmodiidae
Product: tubulin-specific chaperone a, putative
Exons: 2
Coding region: 1-498 (165 amino acids)
Biological process (GO): tubulin complex assembly; post-chaperonin tubulin folding pathway
Cellular component (GO): cytosol; microtubule cytoskeleton
Molecular function (GO): beta-tubulin binding
Source: RefSeq, a predicted model, not a curated record